This is a messenger RNA of Babesia ovata, 837 nucleotides long. RefSeq names its product B-cell receptor CD22 isoform X1. The transcript has a single exon. NCBI's taxonomy places the organism in Eukaryota, Apicomplexa, Aconoidasida, Piroplasmida, Babesiidae. The record is from RefSeq and is a predicted model, not a curated record. The coding region runs from base 1 to 837 and encodes 278 amino acids.
AUGCAUCACAAGGGCGUGUCCAGCAAGAAGUCCUCCCUCAGGAGUUCCGCCGUUUCUUCGACUCAGGAGGGCGAACAGGGUACAAGUGUGCCGAUGUGUUUCACCGGUAGCGGCGUGGAGGCUUCACCCGAGGAAAUGCAAUCACACACUCCCGGCCACGUUCCGCUGAGCACCGUCGAGAGCGGGAGCUUUCAAACGAUCUACGACAACACCGACGCCGCCCACGAGCACGAACAACGUGCCGGCAGUGCCGGAAGCUGGUUGCAGCGCAAGAUAGACAAGGCGAAGGCGAUGCCUCAAUCGUUGCCAAUGUACAAGACCUACAUCGAGCAUGAGAUAAUCUCGAAGGACCCGAAUGUGGUUCGCGGCCGUUCCUCGCGCCCAAAGCUCAACAGGCGCGCACGCCGCUUGGUGACUGUGCUCUUCUGCAUUGUGGUGGCCGUCGCCGCCAUCUACGGCUCCAACAGGCUGAUCAACUGGGUUGAGGACCGCCGUCACGCGAGCAGCGACGACUCCACCAUGCGCGAGGUCGAGGUGAUGCGCCUGAAGCAGACCAUGGAAGCCAUGCGCAUCGAGAUGAACAAACUCAAGGAGGCUGCCUACGCCAACUCAGUUGCGAUCAACGGCAUCACCAACGGCGUGUUCCGUCUUCCCGGCACCGACGAUGCCGCGGCCAAGAAGCUCAAGUUCGGCAAGGGUAACUCGCCGAUCAGCCAGGGGCCAGCUCCACAGAACUUCGACACACGCCACUUCGCAAACGCAAUGACCGUGCAGGGCAACGAGAUAGUACCCGAGGUCGACCUCAACCCUAUAAAGCACGAGGCGGACAUCCGCUAA